UGGCUCCUCCUGCUCUCGCUCGAGGCUCCGACGCGCAGCCAAAAGCGAAUCCCGGCGGCGGCGCUCGGCAGAGGCUCCGACGGCUCCCGGCCCCGCUGCUCGCCCCGCGUCCCAGGCAUGGCAAGAAACCAGCAGGUGCAGAAGGCCAAGCUGGCCGAGCAGGCUGAGCGCUACGAGGACAUGGCCGACUUCAUGAAGGCCGUGGUGGAGCACGGCGACGAGCUGUCCAACGAGGAGCGCAACCUGCUCUCGGUGGCCUACAAGAACGUGGUGGGCUGCCAGCGCUCGGCCUGGAGGGUCAUCUCCAGCAUCGAGCACAAGACCGAGGAGGGCGACGACAAGGCGCAGGUGGUGAACGAGUACCGGGAGAAGGUGGAGCAGGAGCUGAACGCCGUCUGCAACAACGUGCUGGGCUUGCUGGACAAGUAUCUCAUCAAGAAGGACAGCGACACCGAGAGCAAGGUCUUCUACCUGAAGAUGAAGGGCGACUACUUCCGAUACCUGGCCGAGGUGGCCAGCGGGGACGACCGCCUGUCGACGAUAGAGAAGGCCCAGGAGGCCUACCAAGAGGCCAUGGACAUCAGCAAAAAGGAGAUGCAGCCCACGAACCCCAUCCGCCUGGGGCUGGCCCUCAACUUCUCCGUGUUCCACUACGAGAUCGCCAACGCCCCCGAGCAGGCCAUCUCCCUGGCCAAGACCACCUUCGACGAGGCCAUGGGCGACCUGCACACGCUCAGCGAAGACUCCUACAAGGACAGCACCCUCAUCAUGCAGCUGCUCAGGGACAACCUCACGCUAUGGACAGCCGAGUGUGCCGGCGAAGACGGCGGCGAGGCUGGCGAAGAGCCCAAGAACUGAGCAUCCCCUGCCCCGCUCCAGACCCUUCGGCAUCUCUUCGUGGUUUUCUUUUUUUUUUUUUGUCUUUUUUAAUUUUUUUUUUUUGGUCGGUUUUGGCGGGGAGGAGUCUCAGCUUCCCCCCAGCCUGGAUACCGGGAGUGGGGGUGGUUUUGGCAGGGUCCCUCCCUCCCUCUGCCCCAUCCUCUGCUCUGGGGAGGGGGAAAAGAGGGAGAGGGGGUGCCUCUGUCCCGGAGAGCUGCCAGCCCCCAGCUAUUUAACAUUUUUUUGUGGGGGUGUCCGGUCUGGCUUGUGCCAGCUCCAAACGCCCUGUCCCAGAGGGCUGGAGCAGCGGCAGGAGGAGGUGAGGGGCUGGGCCGGGGCGAGGGGGGUCCGGGCAGCCCCCCCAUUCCGGGAGGGCGUCUCGUGUUGCCUCUGUGCUCCAAUAAACCUUCUCCUGCACCUCU
Molecule: messenger RNA, 1301 nt
Organism: Melospiza melodia melodia
Lineage: Eukaryota; Metazoa; Chordata; Aves; Passeriformes; Passerellidae
Gene: SFN
Product: stratifin
Exons: 1
Coding region: 118-858 (246 amino acids)
Biological process (GO): intracellular protein localization; signal transduction
Cellular component (GO): cytoplasm
Molecular function (GO): protein kinase binding
Source: RefSeq, a predicted model, not a curated record